GAAUAAUAUGAUCGGUUAUUUGUCAUUACUGUCAGGUUUAUCGGUUCCUGACUGACAACUGACAACCAUGGGACCGUUCGUAAAGGUAUGUGUUCUUUUCUUUACCUUUAAAAUAAUUUUGACAACCAGUGGGGUACUAUCGUUCAGACGUGUAUUUAUAGUCUCAGUGGACAGUGUUUUAUGAUUACGGAGGAUGUGUUACAUGUUUCUGUGAUGUAAUAUUAUUUAUGAAGAUGUAACUACUAAUAGGUAGGCCACUUUCCCCAACUUACCACGUUAUUCUGGUAUCUGACGGCAUGAUCAGUGUCAUGGAAGCCGUGCCUUUGACAGUUUGAAUAGGCAUUAAAUUAGGCAAGAUUUGGAGGAUGAAAUUUGGAAAAUCUAUGCUAUGAAUAUAUUUUUUAACGUGAAAUUUAUUUUAGUAUAUUGUAUUUAUUUUUUUAGUAAUUAUAGUCUAUUUAUAGUACUUAAUAACCCAGUCACGUGUUUGGAACUUAAAAUUUAAUAUGCACUAUAUUUGGUCAUAAUUACCAUGUUUACUCUGUCACACACCUUAAAUUAAGUAAAUAAUAUUCCAUUAAGAAAUUUGUUAGUUUGGAGAAGAAACUUACUUAUAAAUAUUUUUUUAUGAAGGAGACAAUAGGGUUUUUAUGCAAUGUAGAAAGCCUGUGCAUAAAUUGUUGUGUAAUUAUGAAAAUUAGUUUGUAUAUUAAAUGUGAAUAGAUAUAAUAAUGCAGAUGUACUAUUUCUUGCACUUUGGUAGUUUGCACCAUAAAAAAAAUGUUUUUGUGAAAUAAUUAAAAGUUGAGAGAAAAUAAAUAAUUUCCUCUACUUUGGAUGAAUGACAGUCAUUACAGAAUUGUGUGUGAUCAAUCAUGAUAUGUGAUGUCAGCAUUGUUUACAUGGCGAAUUCAGGAGACACUCGACUUGUUUACCGUCCCAGGUAUGACUAUCUUCCCAUCAGUGAUUCACCUGGCCGGAGACGUCAAAUUGAACCCAGGUCCAGCUGGUAAGGAAUUAGAGGAUAUGAAAUCGGCUAUCAUUAGACAAAUAAAGGAAUCAGAGGAAAGACUGUCAAAAGAUAUACACUCGAUGAAGAAGGAUAUAGAAUAUCUGAUGUCGGAAGUAACAGAUCUGAAGAAAUAGGUCAAGAACAGUACAGCGGAACAAGAGAUUUUACGACUGGACAUCGAUACACUCAUAGAAAGAACUCAUCAUUUGGAGGAGUAUGUUGGUGUUCUUGAAUCUCGUGUCGAGGACCAGGAGCGAAGAGGUCGACGUAACAACAUGGUGUUGUACGGAGUACCUGAGGUCGAGGGACACAAGGAAACCUACACAGAAAGUAAGAACAAGGUGCUGGAAAUCUUGAACGACGCAAGGAGAACAAAGGGUCUGACUACGCUUGUGGUGAGAGACAUUGAGAGGGCCCACCGUAUUUCCUCAAAAUACUCCAAUAAAACCAGGCCUAUAAUCGUGCGCAUGUGCCACUGGAAUGACAAGUGGCACUCAGUGAAACUUAGGAGUGUACUGAAACAGAAUGGGAUAGGAAUCGCAAAUGACCUGUCAAACCAACAGAGACAGGAACUGUACAAGCUUCGUAGUGAGAACCCAAACAUUAGAUACUACUAUAAAGGGAAUAAGCUCGUCGAGGAACCUAAGGAGGACAGUGUACAGAAUUCACAAGAUAAUAUCACCCAGCAGAACAAGCCUCCCAGGCGACAGCUUAGAUCCUACUCUCACGCUGCCUCUAGGGGACAGUCGAGCUAGGGGUGUGGUCAGGGCCGAGUAAGAGACAAUGUACAUACUUCUAGUGAAUGUAGGACGUUUCAACAAGAAUCUGUGGACUUAUUUGACAAUCAACCUGUAAGUAAGGAAAAUCUUGUGAAAUUUAUAUUUUGGAAUAUUUCUGGAAUUUGGAGUAAAUUAAGUGACUCUGACUUCUGUAGCUAUGUACAAAACUUUGACAUCAUUGGAAUUACAGAAACAUGGUGUAAGGAUCUCAAUUUAGGUAAUGUUUUUCAAAAUUAUGAAAUCAUUAACAAAGAGGCAGAUAAAUUAUCAUCUUAUGGCAGACUUUCUGGUGGCAUUUUAGUUAUGGCUAGGAAAGAAUUGUCUAAAUGUGUAAAAUGGACAAAAACUUCUGAAAAUGCAAUUUUCCUACUGUUUGACAAACAACUUUUUGGAACAGAAUUAGAUUUGUUUUAUGCUUGUGUGUACAUACACCCAGAGAGUUCCUCAUGGUAUGAUAAGUUUAGUUCUAAUUGCAAAAAUGGUGUCACUCUUUUUCAAGAGAAACUACUUACAAUAUUAUCAGAAUUUGAUGAUGUACAUGUAUUAUGUGGUGGUGAUUUCAAUGCCAGAACUGGAACUAAAUCUGACUAUGUUGAAGAUGACAUAACAGAGUAUACUGAAAAUCAUAAUUACUUCAUGUCUGAUCUUAUAUCGGAUUACUUCAAUCUUGAACGCUUUUCUCUAGAUAGAGUUUUAAACAGCUUUGGAAAAUGUUUAACUGAUUUAUGUUCAGUUCUGAAUAUUCAUAUCAUGAAUGGAAGAUGUGGUAGAGAUAAAAAUGUCGGUGACUUUACUUUUAUUGGUGUAAAUGGUACCAGUGUAAUUGACUAUAUUAUAGCCUCUUCUCCAUUAUUUGACAAUGUUGCAGACUUUGGUGUAGAAUCUUGAUCAGAUUCAGUUCACCUUCCAGUUACUAUGACAUUAAGAGUACCCGAAACACACCAACCCUCAAAACCAAGGAAUGAUCAGGCUACUAAAUCUUUCAAGUUUGUCUGGGAUAAUGACAAAUCACAAAAUUUUAGAGAUCAACUCUUUUCUGACCAAGUUCAAGAUUUACUUGAUAAAUCAGUAAAUACAGCAUUGUCCAAAAUUGAUGUAAGUAUUAAUUACUUAGUGGAUGCCUUGAAAUUAGCGGGCUCGGACAUGCAAAAAAAGGUUAGAAAUCCAAAGCUUAGUCAAUUGUGUAAAUGGUAUGAUGCAGAAUGUGAGGGUCUUAAAAAGAAAAGAUGUAGGGCACUCAAUAAAUUCAGGAGAUGUAAAGAUAAGGACUCACUUAGAGAAUAUCAUAACAUAAGAAACAAAUAUAUAGCUAUGUGCAAAGAAAAGAAACAAGAAUAUUUACAUGAUAAGCAACAAUCCUUAGAAAAUAACAUUCAUGACUCUAAACUAUUUUGGUCAGAACUGAAAAGUCUAAGCAAACAUCAAAAGACAAAUAAUAUCAACAUUAAGGAUUGGUACAUUUACUUUAAAGAAUUAUUUACUUUCACAGUUACUGAUCAGAGCCCUGAAAAUCAGUUCCAGGAGUCACAAGAUAAUACUCAGUUUGCAAAUGAUAUACUGGAUUCCCCUAUUACCAGAGAUGAGAUUUUAGAGAGUAUACACCAUCUUAAAUGCAACAAAUCACCAGCAAUGGAUCAGAUUAUUCCCGAGUUUUUUUAAACAUUCCUCAGAUAUAAUUGUACCUUACCUUGAACUUAUAUUUAAUGUUAUAUUAGAAAAUGGAACAUUUCCAGAUGCAUGGUCAUUAGGGAUAAUUGUGCCAAUACAUAAACAAGGUGAUAUAAACAAUUACAGAGGUAUUUCACUGCUAAGUGUUUUUGGUAAAUUAUUCACAAACAUAAUAAAUAAAAGGUUAGUGUUUUGGGCAGAUACCCUCAACAAAAUCAAUGAAGAACAAGCUGGAUUUAGAGAGGGCUAUUCAACUAUUGACAACAUUUUUAUCCUUCAAGUUUUAGUUAACAAAUACCUCAGUGUCAAGGGUGGGAAACUUGAUGUGCUCUUCGUUGACUUUGCCAAGGCAUUUGACUCAGUGCAGAGACAUAAACUAUGGAACCUUUUAAGAUCACAUGGCCUCAGCUUUAAGAUGAACAAACUAUUGGGUAGCAUUUACGAGAAUAUUAAGGUGUGUGUGCGAAACAAUAAUGAGAUUUCAGAAACAUUUAUUAGUCAGUUAGGAGUAAGACAAGGAUGCAUCUUAAGCCCAUUUUUCUUUACUUUUUUCAUAAAUGAACUGGCUGUACAAAUAAAUACCAACUGUAAUUAUGGUGUUCAGCUCCAUCCAGAUAUUACAAAGAUAUUUUUACUUUUAUUUGCAGAUGAUAUUGUUUUCUUUUCAUCAACAAUCAAAGGACUGCAGUGUCAAAUUAAUGAACUUGAAAGUUACUGCAAUAAAUGGAAGCUAACAGUUAACAUGAGUAAAACAAAAGUUUUGGUAUUUAAGAAUGGAGGUCAUUUAGCAAGUAAAGAAUAUUGGUCCUUUAAAGGACAAAAAAUAGAAACUACAGGAUUUUAUAAAUAUCUUGGUGUUUACUUCAGUAGAAACUUGUCAUGGCAUAAACAUUUGUAUCAAGCUGCUUUACAAGCAAGAAAGGUCUUUGUAAGUAUCCAUAAGAGUUUGAAAGUUUUAGAAACCAUUUCUCAUCAAUCUUUUUUAAAAAUAUUUGAUAUAAAGAUACUCCCCAUUUUGUUGUAUGGGGCAGAAGUCUGGGGUCUACAUAACUUUGAUGCCAUAGAAAGGAUUCAUUUAUAUGUUUGCAAAAAGUAUUUAGGUGUUAAAAUAAACACUUCCAGCUUGGUGGUGUAUGGAGAAUGUGGAAGAUUCCCUCUCUAUGUAUAUUCAAAUAUAAAAGUUAUUAAAUACUGGCUGAGACUUAUUGACAUGCCCUCGUAUAGAUUGCCGAAAAAGUGUUAUAAUAUGAUGAUAGUUUAUGAUAAUAAUGGGAAAAGAAACUGGGUUACAGGUGUUAGAGAAUUACUUUUCAGUUGUGGCUUUGGUGAUAUUUGGCAAAACCAAAAUGUGUAUCCCAAACCAAUGUUUAUACUUUCAUUAACCCAGAGAUUAAAGGAUAUUUAUUUACAAUCUUGGACUGCAUCAUUGACUCAAACAAACAAAUGCUUUUAUUACAAAUUGUUUAAAGCAGAAAUAAUUAUGGAAGAUUAUUUAUCAAAAGUUAAUGUUAAAAAAUUUCGAACGGCUCUUUCACGUUUUAGAUGUUCUUCUCACAACCUUUUAAUAGAAACAGGGCGCUAUGUAAACAUUCCUCGUGAAGAAAGAAUCUGUAAUCUAUGUAGUUUAAACUCAGUAGAAGAUGAAUUUCAUUUCUUACUUGUAUGUCCAGUGUAUUUACACCUUAGGGAAAAAUACCUGCAAGCUUAUUAUUACAGGUACCCUAAUAUUAUUAAAUUUGUUACAUUGCUGUCAAACACAAAAAGAAGUAUCUUACAAAAUGUUUCCAUGUACAUAUAUUAUGCCUCUUUAUACAGACAGAACCUUAUGAAAGAAUAAUCUUAGCUGCUUGGUAUUAGGAAACUAUUGUGUAUAUACAUUAAGUACAUAUUUAUAGAUAUUUGCCAUCUGAAUAAACUACAAACAAAAGAGUUAAAAAUGGUAUUAAACUACUAGGCUGUCAUAUGAUAUUGUGGGACGUGAUAUUAUAAAUGGUUAAGAAUAGUUAUAUGUAUAUGAAAUGAUAUGAUGUGACAUGACAUGAUGUGAUAGGAUAUGAAGUGUUGUGGUGUGAUAUGAUACAUGAGGGGAUAUGAUGCAAUAUAUUAUGUGUAUUAUAGAAAUU
This is a messenger RNA of Haliotis rufescens (red abalone), 5582 nucleotides long. RefSeq lists its product as uncharacterized. The transcript is spliced from 3 exons. Lineage: Eukaryota; Metazoa; Mollusca; Gastropoda; Lepetellida; Haliotidae. Bases 3875 to 5296 code for a protein of 473 amino acids. The record is from RefSeq and is a predicted model, not a curated record.